This is a messenger RNA of Clonostachys solani, 1407 nucleotides long. NCBI's taxonomy places the organism in Eukaryota, Fungi, Ascomycota, Sordariomycetes, Hypocreales, Bionectriaceae. The record is from the annotation of a GenBank genome assembly.
AUGGCAGAUAUCCCAGUUCCCGGCACCGUGCAGCUGGUCGAUGUCACGGGCACAUCGACAUUGCAACAUGGAAAAAGCGAACAUGACAUUAUUCUCGUUCCCCAGCCGACGAAUGACCCUAAUGAUCCUCUCAAUUGGUCGCCGAUGCGAAAGCUCAACAGCAGUGUAUGGCAACAGAUCUGGACCUUCUUCGCCGCCAUGGUCAUCAACGGACUUACACCUGCAUACCUCCUGAUCCAAGAGGAGACUGGAAUUCCGAUUGGUGAUCUGAACACUGGGAAUGGCUUGAUGUAUCUCUUCUUUGGGUUUGGAACACUCCUUACACAACCCUUUGCACUAAACUUUGGCCGUCGCCCUGCUGCUGUUAUUUCAUUCUUCAUCACCUGCUUCCUGGUACUUUGGGCCUCCUUCAUGAACACAGUUGCCGAGUGGUAUGCAAAUCGUAUCCUGAUUGGCAUCUUCUUUUCAACUAUCGAAUCUCUUAUCGAACUCUGCGUUACCGACACCAAGUUUACGCACGAACGAGGCUUCCAUAUGGGCUUUUACACCUGGUCUCUGUUUGGCGGUGCAUUUUUGGCUCCAAUCCCUGCUGGCUUCUUGGCAGAUGCCUUUGGAUGGCGUUGGAUCAACAGAAUGUACUUUAUCGUGGCUAUUGUGGUCACUGUCGGCAUCUUCUUUGGUUUCGAAGAGACCAUGUUCUAUCGCCACGACACCGUCAACGAGUUCCGAGAUGCUCAGGCGCACGGCAUCACCACGACUUCUCCAGAAGAAAGCACCAAGAAAGAGGCCGAUAAUACAACGCCCAGCCAGUCUGAAACAAACAUGGGCGAGACUUACGUUAAGCGCAGUUACGUCGAACGACUCAAGCUCUGGGGCCACCGAGACCCUCAACAGCCCAACAAUUUCUUCAAAUUCAUGUUUAUUCCCAUCUAUCUACUCAGAUACCCCAGCAUUGUGUUCUCUGGUCUACUUGUGGGCAGUGUUCUAGCCUGGUACAAUGUGCUCCUGGGUACCAUGACCUCCGUAUUCGGCGGCGCUCCGUAUCAUUUCAGCGCAAACAUGAUCGGCCUCACCUACCUUGCUUGCGUGAUCGGCACCAGUCUGGGCUGCUUCAUUGCUGGAUGGUUGAAUGACAACCUCGCCACUUGGGCAGCGCGCAGAAACAACGGUGUCAAGGAGCCCGAGGCUCGUCUCUGGGCUGCUCUUGUUCCUUUGAUACUUCACCCAGCUGGGUGUAUUCUCUAUGGCGUUGGUGCCGCGAAUGAGAUUCACUGGAUUGGGUUGUGUGUUGGUAUUGUGCUGGUAACUUUAUCUAUUGUUAUGGGUGCCACACUUGCUCUCAGUUAUACUAUUAAUUGCUAUAAGGAGCUCGCAGGUGAGGUUAUUAUUACUGUUAUUCUAAUUUAA